Aphanomyces invadans is the source of this 1750-nucleotide messenger RNA. RefSeq lists its product as hypothetical. The transcript has a single exon. Gene Ontology annotation, molecular function: protein binding. Bases 18 to 1484 code for a protein of 488 amino acids. The record is from RefSeq and is a predicted model, not a curated record. NCBI's taxonomy places the organism in Eukaryota, Oomycota, Saprolegniomycetes, Saprolegniales, Verrucalvaceae.
AUCCAAAGGCGCUUGUCAUGACGAAAGGGAGCGCCAGUUGGGCUGACGAGAUGAUGUCGACGUAUGAACGAGACCGGGACGCCAACAUUGCUCGGAACAAGGCAAUGCUCGCGUCCUUGGGCAUCGACAAGAGUGUGAAGAAGACAGCAGUUGGAAGGCCUCAGAAGCAAGUAUUGGAGCCACGCAGGCGGUCGUCGCGGGUUGACAUUGUGACGGAAGUGCGGGCAAGGAUACUCCAGUGCAUGGAAGAUGACGAAAUGCGAAUCGAACACGAACAGAGGCAACUGGUGAAGAAGCUUCGUCAGCACAAAAGGAACGAGCGACGUGAGCUGAGCCAGAUGCAACUGGAAGAAAAAGCUCAACUUCGCAUGGCCAAACGUAUCCUGGAAGAACAGAAGCGACUCGCGAGGGAGCAGCGAGCGGCGGCAAAGCUCGAGCUCAAGCAACUGCAGCAUAAAAAGACGCGACUGAGAAAAAUGGCCGACGAAAGGCAGCGAAAUGUCGUUGUGCUGAAAAUUCCCAACGACCUCAAGCGCCUCGUAGCAGCCUCUCGCGAUUGGGCAAGUGAUAUCAAGACCACGCAAAUUUCCAGCACUAUUCAAGAGGACUACAUUUCUAGCUCCGACGACCAUGUCGAUUCCAGCAGCGAGAGCGAUGACGGAAGCAGCGAAGCCCUGUCGAGCGAGUCGAGUGUCGACGAAGCGAGUGAAAAUGAGUUGAACAAGCUCAGCGAAGACGCCGAAGAAGACAGUGACGACGACGAUGCCGCCUAUCGCAAGCACUCGAAUACUAGCAUGGUCCAGUCGUCUAGGCUGGUUGUCAGGCUGAAGGGUUCAACGAUUACAGGACGGACGGUACUUGCACGCCGUUCCCAAAUCAAACUGCUGCCGCAAACACAGCGUGAUGUGAAGAAUCAGCUGCACGACAACUCGAGUCGCAAUCUUCGAUUGGUUGCGCGACUGAAUCACCCCUGCAAAAGUCCUGAACCGUGGCGUCGCGACGUCCCGCCGCAUCCAUCAGGCUCAGACGACAACCGAAUGACGGCAGUUCCAGACGUGGCAUCGCGGCCGUGUCUGGUUACAAUUCGUCCGCAUACACCCCCUUCGGCUGGGCCAAAGCCCCAUCGAGAGCUCGUUCGACGACGCGGAUCGAUCCAUUCGCCCGAAGAACCAAAAGCGAAAAGGUUCUUGAUGCCUCCAAGAAGGCGCAUGGUGACGUACGAAGUGCACCUGGGGAAAGGCACGGAUGGGCUUUGCAUUGACUUUGACGUGACGGAUGGGAAAACAGUCAAAGUAAUGGGGUUUCGUCGCCCGAUACUCGGCGUUCAAGGACCCGCCGAAGCCUGUGGGAAAAUCUCGAUUGGCGACGAACUGAUUGCGGUCGACGGCGCGUUAAUUGGUGGUCCUGCCGGGUUCAAACAGUUUAUCCCGCUGCUCAAGAGCGGACUCAGCGUCUCGCUGCGAUUUUGCAGGUCGUCCUCUUGACGUUUCAUGUCGUCAACGUAACCUGCCAACGCGUUUGGUUGGUGGCAUCAAGCGAUUUUUUCAUUCGAGACAGCCGUUGUACGUAUCAUCUCGGACACUGCGACCAACUGAGUGUACAGCCAAGCACCGAGUCCCACAGGCAUGCCGACGCAUGCGUGACACUCUCUACUUUGCAAUUCUUGGAGCAUGGCGUCGAAGUGUGGGUCCAUGGCAUCGUGCAGCCUUUUAUAAAACAUUGUAACACACACCCAGGCCCACGCAGCAUC